AUGAUGCGCGGUAUGCAGGAUUUUACCAAUCAGAUUGCUGCAUCAGAUCGAGCUGCAGGAUCAGCUUCCGGUUUGAACGAUGCAGUCGGGGAAAAGUCCGAUGUGGGCGAUGCGGAAGACGAAGAACUAGGUAAUCAGACGUCACUAGAUUCUCCUAGAGGACAAAGUUCCAGACGUUCUGAAGAAGGGUUCCAGCUACCACCGGCGGAUAUGGAAAUAGCAGCUAACGAUCUGGCUAUCAAAUUGAACGCAUUUUUCGAUCAUGCAGAAGAACGCCGCACGUGGAUUGCUGAACAUCAAGGUAUACUGGUGGAUUUGCGGGCUGUGCAAAAUCGAUGGAAAUUAUGGAUUCAACUGUUGCGGACCAUCAGUCAUCGCAUGCAUCACAUUCAAGACUAUAUGCGAAACAUACUGUCCGGUAUGUAA
This is a messenger RNA of Echinostoma caproni, 426 nucleotides long. The record is from the annotation of a GenBank genome assembly. NCBI's taxonomy places the organism in Eukaryota, Metazoa, Platyhelminthes, Trematoda, Plagiorchiida, Echinostomatidae.